GCCCUGCUCAGGGCCCCAACUCUUUGUGCUAGGUUUAAGUCUGCAAACUUCAAUUUUUGCUCAUCUCUCAGCUAAGCUGUUGGAUACAUGUUGUUCUCUGAGCCUGAAUUGUUCAAAACAUUGUCACAGCCAAGUAGUUGAGGAUCUGGUAGAAUUGAGCUAGUCUCAGUCAUUCAGGUUGCUGGGAGCUGAAAGUGACUUGGUCCUUCGUAUUCUCCCCACCCCCUUUUCUGGGAGCUGGUGGCUCAUGUUUGCAUUUUUCCCAGGUGCCUGAUUGGGUCCAGAAAUGGGAUGCCAAGCCUUCACGAGGAGCGCCACUUUGAGCUGCUGGUGUGACAGCAAGUGACUAAGCUGCCAGAGAAUGUCCACUACUACAGCGGCUGCCCCCACGGGGAUCCCGGCAGUCCCGGGCCCCGUGAACCCUCCCCCACCAGAGGUCUCCAACCCCAGCAAGCCCGGCCGAAAGACUAACCAACUGCAGUACAUGCAGAAUGUAGUGGUGAAGACACUCUGGAAACAUCAGUUCGCCUGGCCUUUCUACCAGCCUGUGGAUGCAAUCAAGCUGAACCUGCCUGAUUAUCAUAAAAUAAUAAAAAACCCAAUGGACAUGGGGACUAUCAAGAAGAGACUAGAAAAUAAUUAUUAUUGGAGUGCCAGUGAGUGUAUGCAGGACUUCAACACCAUGUUUACAAACUGUUAUAUUUAUAAUAAGCCCACAGAUGAUAUAGUGCUAAUGGCCCAGGCCUUAGAGAAAAUAUUUCUGCAGAAAGUGGCCCAGAUGCCUCAGGAGGAAGUUGAACUAUUGCCCCCUGCUCCAAAGGGCAAAGGCCGGAAGCCAGCUGCAGGAGCCCAAAAUGCAGGUACACAACAAGUGGCAGCUGUAUCUUCGGUCUCCCCAGCAACCCCCUUCCAGAACAUACCCCCCACUGUAUCCCAGACACCCGUCAUUGCCGCCACCCCUGUACCAACCAUCACUGCAAACGUCACGUCAGUUCCAGUCCCCCCACCCGCUGCACCGCCUCCUCCUGCGACACCCAUCGUCCCUGUGGUCCCUCCCACACCGCCUGUAGUCAAGAAAAAGGGCGUGAAGCGGAAAGCAGACACAACCACACCCACAACAUCCGCCAUCACUGCCAGCCGGAGUGAAUCUCCCCCGCCACUUUCAGAGCCCAAGCAAGCCAAGGUAGUGGCCCGAAGGGAGAGCGGGGGCCGCCCCAUCAAACCUCCCAAGAAGGACCUGGAAGAUGGUGAGGUCCCACAGCACGCUGGUAAAAAGGGAAAACUGUCUGAGCACCUGCGGCACUGUGACAGCAUUCUCCGGGAGAUGCUAUCCAAGAAGCACGCUGCCUAUGCGUGGCCCUUUUACAAGCCAGUGGACGCGGAGGCACUGGAGCUACAUGACUACCAUGACAUCAUCAAGCACCCCAUGGACCUCAGCACAGUCAAAAGGAAGAUGGAUAGCCGCGAGUACCCAGAUGCACAGGGCUUCGCUGCUGACAUCCGGUUAAUGUUCUCGAAUUGUUAUAAGUACAACCCUCCAGACCACGAAGUGGUGGCCAUGGCCAGGAAGCUCCAGGAUGUGUUUGAGAUGAGGUUUGCCAAGAUGCCUGAUGAGCCCAUGGAGGCACCUGCGCUGCCCGCUCCCACAGCCCCCAUUGUGAGCAAAGGGGCUGAGAGCAGCCGCAGUAGCGAGGAGAGCUCUUCGGAUUCAGGCAGCUCAGACUCAGAAGAGGAGCGAGCCACUCGGCUAGCUGAGCUGCAGGAGCAGACUGGCUGCGGAGCCUUCCAGGAUCAGCUGUUGAAUGUCUCCUCUGUGCAGCUGAAGGCCGUGCACGAACAGCUGGCUGCCUUGUCUCAGGCCCCAGUGAACAAACCAAAGAAGAAGAAGGAGAAGAAGGAAAAGGAGAAGAAGAAGAAAGACAAGGACAAAGACAAAGAGAAGGAGAAGCACAAGGCCAAGUCCGAGGAGGAGAAGAAGGCCAAGGCAGCUCCAGCAGCCAAGCAGGCCCAGCAGAAGAAGGCUCCCACCAAGAAGGCCAAUAGCACAACCACAGCCAGCAGACAGCUCAAGAAGGGCGGUAAGCAGGCGUCUGCGUCCUACGACUCAGAGGAAGAGGAGGAGGGCCUGCCCAUGAGCUAUGACGAAAAGCGGCAACUCAGCCUGGACAUCAACCGGCUGCCCGGCGAGAAGCUAGGCCGUGUGGUGCACAUCAUUCAGUCUCGGGAGCCCUCGCUGCGGGACUCAAAUCCAGACGAGAUUGAGAUUGACUUUGAGACCCUGAAGCCAACCACGCUGCGGGAGCUGGAGAGAUAUGUCAAGUCUUGUUUACAGAAAAAGCAGAGGAAACCAUUGUCAACAAGUGGGAAGAAGCAGGCAGCCAAAUCAAAAGAGGAGCUCGCUCAGGAGAAGAAAAAGGAGCUGGAGAAGCGGCUACAGGAUGUCAGUGGACAACUGAACAGCAAAAAACCCACUAAGAAAGAGAAGUCCGGCUCAGCUCCCUCAGGAGGCCCAUCAAGGCUCAGCAGUAGCAGCUCCUCUGAGUCUGCGAGCAGCAGCUCCAGUGGGUCCAGCUCCGACAGCAGUGACUCAGAGUGAACUCGGACUGGAACAGAGCUGGACAGAUGGACGUGGCGCACGCCAACACAGUGUCCCCUCCUAUGGUUAAUAUACUUUCGUUCCAUGGUGUGCAGGUUUUCUUUUACUUCAGUGUUAUGAUCUCUUCCAGCUGGGCUCCGGUAGGGCGGAGAGCCUCACACGUGCACCAGACCCCACGAGCGGCCAAGCUCUGCGGGUGGAAUGCCUUUGCCGCUCAGUUUAGUUGUUUGGAGACUGCGCCUGGGACACGGCGGGCUGGAGGCGUGGCUGGACCUGCCCGAUCCCUCCUCAGGUCCAGCCUCUCCCUUAGUAACUUGAAGGAAGCUGUGCAAGGGUGUUUCUCUGGAAUGGGUUCUGCAUUUCAAAGCUGUUAGAACACUAACCAGCAGGUUACUUCUGUCUGCAGGGGCUGAAGACAGAUGUGUCAGCCCAUGGGAACCAGCCUGGGCCCUAGUGGAGGGUCCUGGUAGCUGCAGACCAGAGCCUCAGCUCUGGGUUGGGUGUGGAGAAGAGGGGUGCUGAGUUCCCUGGUCUUUUGGCUGUGUGUGCAGCGUGCAGUUUUCGGGACACUGAAACUUUUACCUCAACUUAAGGGAAUAAAAACAAACAAAAAAAGAUUUAAAAAAAAAAAAAAAAACAACUUUUUUGUAAGUUCAUCCAUUUUCUACAGAAGUCCAGCCCAGUGUCCCCACUUUGCUAGUGCUGCCCGGCUGCCACCGCCUAACGCUCUGAACCACCUCCCCAGUUUUAUGUAUAUAUAAAUACUUUAUUUAUUAACAUCAUUGGUCAUUUUUUAAAAAACGAAAAAGAAAAAAAAAGAAGAGAAAAAGAACCAUAAAUAAGUGCAUUGAGAGAAACAUUGAGGAUGCAGGCCUCUGGCAACAAGGAGACUAGGCCCGUGGCGGUGCGCCCCUGGUGCUGGUGCUCAUCAUGGCUGGCUUCUCUGGGCUCAUUGGCUUUUUUUUUGUUUUGUUUUGUUUUUGUUUAAAUGAAAUUUGGGGACUUUCCAAUCGUAGACACCCUUCAGCUGCAGCACAUCUUCAUCUUAUGUUAUCUGUUCGGUUUUUUCUUACUAACUUCUGGUCUUUUAAAAGACAUCAACGGAGGGAACCUCGGUUCUUCAACACAAGCUUUGUAUGUAAGCGGAGAGAAAAGUCAUGUAUAUCAGGCCUAGGUCUUGACAUUUAAUUUUCUAUUGUAAAAAGUAAUAAUAUACAGAGUUUAACAGAGUCCUGUUCGGUUUGUUGAUUUUUGAGGCUACCGGAUGGUUUUGGAAUGCAGGGUCAGCCUGGAUUAGCUCUGAGCAUUGUGGCCUCAGCUAGGAGCACACAGGCCAGGCUCCCUCCUGGGCCUGGAAGCGCCUGCCACUGCGGUGUGCAGAGGCUUUCCUUGACCUGGCUACUUACAACACGGGUGGGUCCCUGUGCAAGCAUUUCCAGUUAGCCCAGAAGAGACUGGUUCUCCUGACCCCUACUUGAGAGCGCCAAUUGCAGGGCCUGUGUUGUAUGGUUUUACUUGCAGGGGAGGGGGUUGGUUCUGCAGUUUCUUCCAUUGCUCCUGGGCAGAGCCAAGGACUCGUCCUCACCGUCCCUACAUGGGGGGAGAUAUUUAAGAUUUCUAAAGUCGAUCCCACCAGCCCUCGAUGUAGACAGGCAGUGGGUGUCAAGCUCGGGAAGUAGCUGGCUGGCUAGCUGGCAUGUCUAGACGCCUGGUGAGUAUCAGCCAGUUAAACUUGUAAGCCAGUUUUGUUUAUAAUAAAGAUAUAAGUGGA
This is a messenger RNA of Mastomys coucha (southern multimammate mouse), 4367 nucleotides long. It is a transcript of the gene Brd3, whose product is annotated as bromodomain containing 3. The transcript has 13 exons. Lineage: Eukaryota; Metazoa; Chordata; Mammalia; Rodentia; Muridae. The record is from RefSeq and is a predicted model, not a curated record. Gene Ontology annotation, cellular component: chromatin; nucleus. The coding region runs from base 362 to 2596 and encodes 744 amino acids. Gene Ontology annotation, biological process: regulation of DNA-templated transcription; chromatin remodeling.